AUGGACUUUUUGGUACCGAAAUCCUUACCACCGAUCGCGACCUACCGAGUCAUGAAUCAGGAAGGAAAGGUGCAGGAUGACUCUCGAGCACCUCCGGACGUGACGGACGAGCAGGUUCUUGAGUGGUACAAGAACAUGUUGACUGUCAAUAUCUUGGAUACUAUCAUGUCUGAAGCCCAAAGACAGGGUCGACUGAGCUUUUACAUGGUCUCAGCAGGCGAAGAGGGGAUCAUGGUAGGAUCCGCAGCAGCUCUCGGCCCCGACGACGUCAUUACGUGCCAAUAUCGAGAGACGGGCGUAUUCAAGCAGCGUGGCUACACGCUCAAGGACUUCCUGAGCCAAUUGGUGCAUAACAAGAACGACCCCGGGAAAGGACGGAAUAUGCCCUGUCACUACAGUGGAAGGUUGAAGACUGGGGUGCAUGCUGUUGCAUCGACUCUAGGGACUCAAAUCCCCCAUGCCACGGGCGCCGCCUAUGCCCUGAAGCUUGCUGAUCGAGAGACCGGCAACAAGUCACCCAGAGUCGCGGUGGCAUAUUUCGGAGACGGCGCGGCAAGCGAGGGAGAUUUCCACGGCGCCCUCAAUCUCGCCGCCGUCCGCGAUUGUCCUGUGAUUUUCAUCUGCCGCAACAACGGAUUCGCCAUCUCGACGCCAACGACGGAGCAGUAUCGUGGGGACGGCAUCGCAAGCCGUGGGAUCGGCUACGGCAUCGAAACGCUGCGAGUGGACGGGACAGAUAUCUUCGCGGUCUACGAAGCAACGAAAGAAGCCCGCCGCCGCGCCCUGCAGAACGGUGGACGGCCCAUUCUCCUGGAAAUGAUGAGCUACCGUAUUUCGCACCACAGCACCAGCGACGACAGCUUCGCCUACCGCACCCACGACGAGGUCAACCCGUGGAAGACGCGGGACAAUCCGAUCGUCCGGCUCAAGAAGUGGCUGGAGAACAAGGGUCUGUGGAACGACGACAUGGACCGGGACGCCCGGAACCAGAUCCGAAAAGACAUCUUGACGGAGCUGAAGGCCGCCGAGCGGGAGAAGAAACCCCGUCUGAGCUCAGUCUUCGACGACGUGUACGCCGAGUAUUCGGAGGAGCAGGAAGCUCAGAGGCAGGAACUUAAGCGGCUGAUGGAGAAAUACCCGGAGGAGUACGAUGCGGAGGACUAUGAAGGCGGUAUUAAAGCACUGUAA
Molecule: messenger RNA, 1188 nt
Organism: Fonsecaea erecta
Lineage: Eukaryota; Fungi; Ascomycota; Eurotiomycetes; Chaetothyriales; Herpotrichiellaceae
Exons: 4
Coding region: 1-1188 (395 amino acids)
Biological process (GO): branched-chain amino acid catabolic process
Molecular function (GO): oxidoreductase activity, acting on the aldehyde or oxo group of donors, disulfide as acceptor
Source: RefSeq, a predicted model, not a curated record